CCUACCGGCCCGGCUCCCGCGACCUCCCCGUCGGCCAUGAAGACCCGCCGCGCCCGGGCGCCCGGUGCGCAGCUGCUGCCGGCGCCGGCCCUGCUGCUGCUGCUGCUGCUGCUCGGUGCGGGGUCCCGUUGCUGCUGCCUGGCCAGCCCGGUGCCCGCCGAGCCCUUGUCCGCGCCCGGGCCGUGCGCCUCGCAGCCCUGCCGGAACGGGGGCGUGUGCACCCCGCGUGCUGCACCGGGCCCGCAGCACCCGGUCCACGCCGGAGAGCCCGGCUACAGCUGCACCUGCCCCGCCGGAGUCUCCGGUGCCAAUUGCCAGCUUGUGGCAGAUCCUUGCGCCAGCAACCCGUGUCACCAUGGCAACUGCAGCAGCAGCCCCAGGGGUGACAGCCACCUCUGCAUCUGCGAUGCCGGCUAUGACGGUCCCGACUGUGAACAGGUGCUUCCCAGUCUCCCAGCCUCGGGCUGGACCGAGUCCACGGCACCCCGACAGCUUCAACCUGUCCCUGCCACCCCGGAGCCUAACAUCAUCCUCCCACGCUCCCAGGCAACCGAGACACUGCCAACCUGGCAGCCGAAAACAGGGCAGAAAGUUGUAGAGAUGACAUGGGAUCAAGUAGAGGUGAUCCCGGAUGUAGCCUGUGGAAAUGCCAGUUCUAACAGCUCAGCAGGAGGCCGCCUGGUGACCUUCGAAGUGCCACAGAACACCUCAGUAAAGAUUCGGCAAGACGCCACUGCUUCGCUGAUUUUACUGUGGAAGGUCACGGCCACGGGAUUUCAACAGUGCUCCCUCAUAGAUGGACGCAGUGUGACCCCUCUCCAGGCCCCGGGGGGCCUUGUUCUCUUGGAGGAGAUGCUGGCCUUGGGGCAUAAUCACUUCAUUGGUUUUGUGAAUGAUUCUGUUACCAAAUCUAUUGUGGCUUUGCGCUUAACCCUGGUGGUGAAGGCCAGCACCUGUGUGCCAGGGGAGAGCCGCGCAAAUGACCUGGAGUGCUCCGGAAAAGGAAAAUGCACCACAGAGCCGUCAGAGGCAACUUUUUCCUGUUCCUGUGAGGACCAGUAUAUGGGUACUUUCUGUGAAGAAUAUGAUGCUUGCUGGAGGAAGCCCUGUCACAACAAUGCAAGCUGCGUCGAUGCCGAUGAGAAGCACAUGGGGCGCAAUUUCACCUGCAUCUGCCUUGCAGAUUAUACCGGAGAGCUUUGCCAAUCCAAGAUUGAUUACUGUAUCCUGGAACCGUGCAGGAAUGGAGCAACGUGCAUUUCUAGUCCCAGCGGAUUCACCUGCCAGUGUCCAGAAGGCUACUUUGGGUCUGCUUGUGAAGAAAAGGUGGAUCCGUGUGCCUCAUCACCAUGUCAGAACAAUGGCACCUGCUACGCGGAGGGGGUGCAUUUCACCUGCAGCUGCAGCCCAGGCUUCACGGGGCCAGCCUGCACCCAGCUCGUCGACUUCUGUGCCCUGAGCCCGUGUGCUCACGGCAUGUGCCGCAGUGUGGGCACCAGCUACAAAUGCCUCUGUGACCCAGGUUACCACGGCCUCUACUGUGAAGAGGAAUAUAACGAGUGUCUCUCUGCUCCGUGCCUGAACGCCGCCACCUGCAGGGACCUGGUGAACGGCUACGAGUGCGUGUGCCUGGCAGAAUACAAAGGAACACACUGUGAGUUGUACAAGGAUCCCUGUGCCAACGUCAGCUGUCUGAACGGAGCCACCUGUGACAGCGAGGGCCAGAAUGGCACGUGCGUCUGUGCGCCCGGGUUUAUAGGUGAAGAGUGUGACAUUGACAUAAAUGAAUGUGACAGUAACCCCUGCCAUCAUGCCGGCACCUGUCUGGACCAGCCCAAUGGUUAUUCUUGCCACUGCCCUCACGGCUGGGUGGGAGCAAACUGUGAGAUCCACCUGCAGUGGAAGUCUGGGCACAUGGCGGAGAGCCUCACCAACAUGCCCCGCCACUCCCUCUAUGUCAUCAUCGGAGCCCUCUGCGUGGCCUUCAUCCUCAUGCUCAUCAUCUUGAUCGUGGGCAUUUGCCGCAUCAGCCGCAUCGAGUACCAGGGCUCUGCCAGGCCGGCCUACGAGGAGUUCUACAACUGCCGCAGCAUCGACAGCGAGUUCAGCAAUGCCAUCGCGUCCGUCCGGCACGCCAGGUUUGGAAAGAAAUCCCGGCCCGCCAUGUAUGACGUGAGCCCCAUUGCCUAUGAAGAUUACAGUCCUGACAACAAACCCUUGGUCACGCUGAUUAAAACAAAAGAUUUGUAAUCUUUUUUGGGGAUUAUUUUUCAAAAAGAUGAGAUACUACACUCAUUUAAAUAUUUUUAAGAAAAUUAAAAGCUUAAGAAAUUUAAAAUGUUAGCUGCUCAAGAGUUUUCGGUAGAAUAUUUAAGAACUAAUUUUCUGCAGCUUUUAGUUUGAAAAAAAAUAUUUUAAAAACAGAAUUUGUGAAAUUCCUAGACUACGUUUUAAUGUCCUUUCAGCUCUCUCUACACCGUAUGCUUCCACUGGUGUGUGUUCUUUUCACGGUAGCCACUAUCGCAAAACCCAGAUUAAUUUCUGUGGUUGUUAUAGGAUAAGUCGAAUCCAGGAGAAGUUUCUGUUUGGCACGCAAGUGCUGGCUUUCCGAGUAGAGUUAGGAAAAACAUGUAAAGUAGAGUAAUGAUGCAUAACACAGUAUACGCGUUACUUAAAAAAGAUGUCUGAAAUGUUUGUUUUGUGAAAAAGAAACUAGUUAAAUUCAUUAUUCCUAACCCGAAUGAAAUUAGCCUUUGCCUUAUUCCGUGCAUGAGUAAGUAACUUAUUUCUGCAUUGUUUUGUUGAACUUUGCAGAAACAUUAGUUUGCAUUUUGUUUUUUUGUCAUUUUCGUAACGGUUGUCAAACUAGGCCUUGAAAACAUGCAUAAGGAAAGGGCCUAGGGAGGCAAAUUACGGUCAACUGGAAUCUAUAUUUUUCUUUCAAAAGUCAAGGUUUUUGUAUCGUGAAUAAAUUAACUUUACGUUUGAGUUGUGUGUUGCUAAGAGGUAGUGAACAUAAGAGAGUACUGGUUCCUUCAGUAGUGAGUAUUUCCCAUAGUGCAUCUUUAUUUAUAUCUGGGACAUUUUUGUGGCUGUGUUUGAUUGACAUGUGCUUCUUCCGAUUCUUGCUAAUUUCAAAGAAUAUUGAAUAAACGUUAUCAAGUCAA
Messenger RNA from Nycticebus coucang (slow loris), 3167 nucleotides. RefSeq names its product delta/notch like EGF repeat containing (gene DNER). Gene Ontology annotation, biological process: heterophilic cell-cell adhesion; establishment or maintenance of epithelial cell apical/basal polarity. The transcript has 13 exons. The coding region runs from base 37 to 2250 and encodes 737 amino acids. The record is from RefSeq and is a predicted model, not a curated record. Gene Ontology annotation, cellular component: protein-containing complex; plasma membrane. Gene Ontology annotation, molecular function: calcium ion binding. NCBI's taxonomy places the organism in Eukaryota, Metazoa, Chordata, Mammalia, Primates, Lorisidae.